This is a messenger RNA of Yamadazyma tenuis ATCC 10573, 561 nucleotides long. RefSeq names its product snoRNA-binding protein (gene NHP2). Gene Ontology annotation, molecular function: RNA binding. Lineage: Eukaryota; Fungi; Ascomycota; Pichiomycetes; Serinales; Debaryomycetaceae. Gene Ontology annotation, biological process: ribosome biogenesis. The record is from RefSeq and is a predicted model, not a curated record. Gene Ontology annotation, cellular component: ribonucleoprotein complex; nucleolus.
AUCCAUACAAUAGUGCAAAAGAUGGGAAAGAAGGAUAAAGUUAAGGUCGACGCUGAAGAAGCGGAAGACAACUACGACAAGAGAAUGCCUGCUGUGUUGCCAUUUGCCAAGCCAUUAGCUCCUAAGAAGAUCAACAAAAAAGUGUUGAAGACUGUCAAGAAAGCAUCUAAGGCUAAACAUGUCAAGAGAGGAGUGAAAGAAGUUGUCAAAGCAUUAAGAAAAGGUGAGAAAGGCUUAGUUAUUCUCGCUGGAGACAUUUCUCCUCCCGAUGUGAUUUCCCAUAUUCCGGUUUUGUGUGAAGACACCAGUGUUCCAUAUGUAUUUAUACCUUCCAAGGAAGACUUGGGUUCUGCUGGUUCUACCAAAAGACCAACCUCUUGUGUGAUGAUUGUUCCAGGAGGUGGCAAGACCAAGAAGAAUGCUGAUAAAGUGAGUGAAUACAAGGAAAACUUUGACGAAAUAGUCAAGGAAAUCAGUUCAUUAAGUUAGAUUCAUGGCAUGUAUAUUUAGUUUAAAGAUGUAUACGAUAGGAUAAUAUAUUUCGACGAAUUGAACAGUGGG